AGGGAAACAGUGCAGCCCGGCCGCCCAUGCCGCAGCGCGGCAGCUAGGUGCUGCGGGGCGGCACUGCCGGCUCGGGGUCAGGUCAGGUCAGGUCAGGUCAGUGCGGGGUUGAAGGAGGAGUUCCCGUGCUGGUGGAGGAGGGGGAGAGAAGAAAAGAAGAGGCGAGAAGGUGUCCUGGCGUCCGACCCUGCUGGCUUGUCUGGAGCUUUGGUAAGCAUUGUGACCGUCAGCGUGCAAUGUGCGGCUCCCAUGAGCUCUAACCGGCAUGGCCACGGCCAGUGCUUGGCUCAGCGAGGCCGGCAGGCGUAAGCGAGCCGAGCUGUGCGCGCGACAGCGGCAGCGCGGCCCGGCGCCGCUGGCCAGCUUCGAAGACAUCAGCGUGGACCGCAGCGUCGACUGCAGCAUGGAGCGGAGUGUCGACCUCGAUAUUGAGGGAGGUGGGGUGAUGGCCAAGGCGGCGCCGGCAGAAAUCAACUGCCAGAAGCUGGCGUUGCCGGCGGUCACCAUCCAGGUCAGCAAGGCGAGCAGCUCGGCCAGCGAGGGAAGCCGAGCGACGACACCCGAGGCCGAUGGAGGCUUCCAGGAAGAGGUUGGUGAGCUGCGAGGGGCCACAGACGAGCUCGGCGCCCCACACAUGUCAGUGAGAAAGGACUCGGUGUCGUCUGCGGGAAGUGAGCUGAUCCUGCCCAUCAGCGGGCGCAGCAGCAGGAUUUCGUCUUUCUGUUCCACAGCGUCGGGUCGGCGAUCUGUGUCACCCUAUCGGACAAUGCUGGAAACGUCUUUCUGCGGUAGUCGGCCGCUAGCACCUCCGGAAGAACCGACUGAAAUCCCGGAGCCGCGGCUUCCGGCCCUCGCAAGCAACGGUCACCACACGCCUUCUCCGGCAGUGUCGCCGCCUAUACGACGAGACUCGACGCCAGUGCGUCGAGAGUCGCCGCCCUUACGUCGAGAGUCAUCACCGUUACGUCGGGAAUCUCCGCCGUUGCGGAAGGAAUCGCCUCCGUUGCGUCGUGCCUCUCCCCCUGACGACAGACGAGCCUGCACCCUGCCACCCCAUCAGGCGCCGCCCAACGAAUCGUCGAGGAAAGCGUCUCUGGGGCAGAACCAGCGGCGACGCGAGGAGUCGCUUAGUCCAGCCAUGACACCAGACUCGCCGCUACCGAGAAGGAAAUCCUCCUUCAGCCGCUUUCUCAGCGAGGCGAAACGGGAACUCAGGGAGCGAAGCAGGUCACGAAGUAAGUCAAAAGAGAGGGAGAUGGACGGUAAAGGGUCGAUCUUGAGCAUUUUCAAAAGAAAAGCCUCACAUCCGAGAAAAGCUGACGGAGAACGCUCACCGCCACGCUCUCCAUCAUUAGAAAAUCGGUUAGAAGAUGAGAUCAAUAAAGUUGAAUUUAAGUUCUUUGAUGGUGAAUCUGCCAACACGAGCGAACAGAUUUGUAAUAACGCCGUCUCUUCUGAAGAGUCUACGGAGAGGAAGGGACCAGAUGCGCCGGUCGUCCAAGGGUAUGGGAAUGUGAUGCGUGAGCUGAACUCUGCUCUCAUGCAGAGAACACAACGACCAGCCGGCGAGUCCCCUCCGCCUGCGCUACCACUGAAGUCCCCUUCUCGGCUAACACGAGACUUUGGUGCUGUCUCAGUGGAGCAUGAUCACCCACGACCAGCCGGGGUCGAGCUAGGACCAAGGGUCUUACCUGCCGUCAUUCCCAAAUUAGAUAAAAAGAAAGACAAUGAAAAUAAGUCAGCUAGCACCAAAGCGGAAGAAAAACCCAUGGCGCAAGAGAAAGAAAAACCGAAAUUAUCAACAGAUGCUGAGAAGGAAGCCAACGACACCCAUUCUGCGCCACGCCCGGAUUCGCCUCCCGCAGCCGUUGCAGCCGAGCCGGCCGGCGGCAGUGCCGCAGACGAAGCAGACGCCGAGGUGCGCUCAGUUCGCUCCGUACGUUCAGUGCGGUCCUCAGGGUCUGACAAGGAGUCCUCAGCCGCCGAGCGGUCGGAGCCAGUAGGUCCGGACGCCGAGGCCACUCAGCUGUGCCAGGCUGACUCAGACGAGGAUGAGCUGCCGUACGUGCCCACCACUUUGCCGUUGGAGCGGCCACUUCAACAUCCCAUUGUCCCGAUCGAACAGCGCGGCUCGGAUCUGCGCUGCACCGCUGGGGUCGAGCGUCCGCGAUCAGCCAAAGAGGUCACACCAGCAGAUUUGAACAAUUACGUGAAAGAGGCCAGCACUGAGCCCGCGCCUACAUCACAAAGGGUGAAAAUAUUGAUACCGCAAGAUAGUUUGAAGCUGAUUCGAACACCAAAACGAAUGGCCAUGAAGAGCUGGUCGCAGUUCGCACACGAGGGUCUCCAGAGCCCUCGUUUGAAAAGGCAGCAGCGAGCGGCGGAGACUGAGACGACGUCAUCGGGAGACGGUCCUAGGAUGUCUGUCAUUCAGGCUGCGUCAUCUCUGGCGGAAGACGAAGAGGAAGAAGAACAUGAAGAGGCGAAGGGAUAUAAGAGCCCAGUGGUCUUAUCGGAUACGCCACCUGGAACACCUCCAGGCUGGAUUUGCGUCAACGACCUCCCAGAGCCGCGCCGAACUCCGAGAAAACUGGGCUCGGUUUCGACCAGCGCUACAGUGCACCAGCAUUCAUCAUCAUCCCCCACACAUUCCUCAACCGACACAAAGCACACAAACCUCAUCAGAUCGUCUUCUGCAGCACCACAGCGACGGCCUCGCAACGUCGACGAAGACUCUCGGCGACGAUCAGACCCGGCCGAGACGCCUCCGUCGCGCUCCACGCCUCGCUCUCCAGCGGCGGAUUGUACCGACUGUCCGUGUCGCCUCUCUCUGACCAGUGGGUCAUCUCAGGAACUUCCCACCAGCGGCAGCUUCAGUCAGCUGCCUCGAUCACCAGUAGAGUUGCGUGAAGGCGAGCUCAAACACGAAGAGAUCCAAUCUCGCCUCGGUGCUGAUUGUGCUCCUGUUCAUCGACAAACUGCUCUACUUGCGGACACACUCGAAGAUGCUACGCUCACUUACUUCCGCACUGUGCAGGAGAACAGCCCUUCGGCGGCCGAAGCGCGUCGGCGUUCUGCCUCAACACCCCGCAAGGACUCGUACGGCAACGUGCUGACUGUCGACCGGCCUGGCUCGAGGCCGCGCCUCUCCUCCACGGGUUCCGCAAAAUCACGCUCCCCAUCACCGCACAAAAUGCUGAUUGAGACCUCGUUCUGUGGCCGGCAGCCGGUGCCGGCCCCGGGCUCCUUCGAGGUGGACGAUCUGGUGGACAUAUCGCACCUGCCCAGCGAGACGGCGUCCCUGCACACAGACACGGACAGCAGCGGGAGACAGAGCCAGGACGGCUGCGUGUGCCGCUGUCACAGCGACACUGACGACCAGGACACGGACAGGAGGCAGGAGGAACUGCGCGAGAGACUCUCCGUCGUCAGCGGAAGCAGCAGCUCCUCGGGGCCUCCAACGUGCACAGAACGACCUCCACCGGACCGCGCGGAGCUGAACCGGUCGGGGGACACAGAGUACCUACUGGCGCAGCCUCCGGCGCCUUUCGGGAUGGACCUGGACGUGCCCAGCAAUAGGAGCAGCCGUGUCAUCUCCCCGCCGCCGAGCUGGCCGUCAUCGCCCGAAGACACACCGGCCCCCGAGGUGUAGCCUCUGCGCCGGCGGCCGCCUGCCGUAGCCUCUGCGCAGGCGUCCCGGGGUGGCCUAGCCAAUUCGGCAGCCUUCUCUUUUCUACCUUAUAUUGUAGUAUCCAUUGUAGCUGUUAGCGGCCCGUCUGAAGAGGCUGCUCGCUUCGCGCCGCCGCUGGUCUCCUGGUUUUCCUCUGGCACGAAG
Amphibalanus amphitrite is the source of this 3835-nucleotide messenger RNA. RefSeq names its product serine/arginine repetitive matrix protein 2-like. Lineage: Eukaryota; Metazoa; Arthropoda; Thecostraca; Balanomorpha; Balanidae. The coding region runs from base 266 to 3652 and encodes 1128 amino acids. The record is from RefSeq and is a predicted model, not a curated record. The transcript is spliced from 4 exons.